AUGUGGAAAAUUGUCAGCCUCCCCCUGCUGCUAUCGACCUCCCUCCUGUGCAGCACCGCCGCCCCCGACUCUUCGAGCUACCUCGAAAAUGACGUGAUCGCGCCCCAGCACAAGCUCAUCAACGAGAUGAACCAGAACUUCUCCGAGCUGGAAAAAGCCAGCGAAAAGCUGAUCGAUCUGGGCUCGUACGUUGGCCCGCACAAGGUCCCGCCGAAAAUGGUCAAGAUCACCAACACCGUCGCCGUGAAGAUCCCGGUGCCAUAUCCGGUCAAGGUGCCCCAUCCGGUUCCGGUUCCGGUACCCGUUGACCGCGUGGUUCCGCUGACGGUGCCCAAGCUGGUGCGCAUUCCGGAACCGACUUCGGCCGUACCAACGGUGACCUCUCCGGUGAACUACGUGACUUCGCCGCACCCACACGAGCAGGACGUGGCCCACUCGAAUACGAACACCCAAGUUGAGGAGUUCAUGCACUCGUAUCCGAUUCACUCGGUGUUUGAUGUGGGCAUGAACUACAAUCCGGUGAUUGGGAAUCGACUGGCGCUGAACAAGCCAACGGGGGCUGCCUCCGAGCAUCGACCGAGACAUUUGGGUCCGGAACUUGACAAGCUGAACGAGUACAGUGCGGCGAGCACGCGGUAUUCGAGCAAGCAGAACUACGAGGGUGGAUUUAGGUCGACGGCUAGUCCGGAUGAGUCGGGAUAUCACAAGUACUACUCGACUGCUCAACCGGAGUCAGCACCUUCCGCAAAUUACGAGUACAAGUUCUCUAGUCCCCACCCCGAAGUUAUUCCUCACUCUUACAGAGAGCCCAAGUCUGUGUAUUAUACAAAGGACGACAAAUAUCCGACACCCAAGUUUCCUAGACCUACGCACUCUGCUUAUCCUACCACUCCUAAUUUCCAAACCAAAGACCCGUCGUACGGUCAGGAGAAUGACUUCCAUCAGUACAGCUUUAAGACCGCACCAACUCCUCCUAGCUUCCGCCAUACCUCAAUCAAAGAAUCCUAUCCGCACUACGAAGAGCCUGAUUUCAAGCAGUACCACUACCAGAAACCCUCCGUUGAGAGCGAAAGCUACGUAGAACAUCAGCCAAAGCACUCCAAGUACAUUGAGCACUACGAGAAACCAUCGGGAAGUGACAACGGUUACGUAGAACAUAGAGAAGCUGGUGAGUCCUCCGCGGUGUACAAGCAGUACGAACAGCAAAUUGAAUCUAGUUUCGAGGAUCACCGGGAUCAGUACGGCAAGCCCAGUGCCAACCCCGAGAUCUACUCGCAAUACGAAGCAAAAGAACCCCAACAGCAAGAGUACAAAUCGUACUACGCUAGGCCUACUCCAGUUUCGGAAGCACUGGCCUACUUAGACAAGCAACCCUCGCACGGUUCCGAGCAGAAAGUGUACUUCCACAAACCCAUGAACUACCAAGUGAAGGCGCACAAACCACCCCACAAGUCCCACCACUCAUCGGAGUCCACCGACCUAACCUACAACUUCCCCAGCGAUUCGCACCUUCAUCCGACCUACUCGGAGAUCGAUUCCUCCAAGCACAAGCACCAUCCCUACUACAGUUCGACCGCGGAACAUCCCUCCUUUGACGAGGAAUCCUCGGGAGCGCCCAAGUAUUACCACCAUCCCAGCCCUCACCUUCCCCUCCCCUCCUCCAACCAUCACGUAAUCUCGUACAACCACCCCUCCGGCCCCGAGCAGUACCAGCGACGUCAGUACUACUUCCGGCACGAAGCCUCCGACGAGGCCGGUUCUGCCGAGGCCAGUUCCGACAUGAUGCAGUCCGCCUCAAAGUCCCACGCGGCGUACGAGCGGGCGGUCGAACUCAAGCACCGCGCUGCCAACCCCAAAGAGUACUCCAUGUACAGUGUUGAGCACUUGCACCACCAUCACGGUGACGUGAACGACUCCAACGAGUACGACGGAAGAGAUUACCAGUAGGCCACCACCUGACGUGCAGUGGAACCGUCUUCCGCGAUCGACCACUGCCUUAAAUUUGCGCUACCUGAUGCUUACCCCCUCUUUGAAGAGACUGUCCGUGUUUGUUAAGUUGCCUAUUUAUUAGCUCAUUUUUUACCUUCUCUUAUCAUGUAGCAUGUAGCAUAACCCACCC
This is a messenger RNA of Culex quinquefasciatus (southern house mosquito), 2119 nucleotides long. RefSeq names its product cyclin-T2. The record is from RefSeq and is a predicted model, not a curated record. NCBI's taxonomy places the organism in Eukaryota, Metazoa, Arthropoda, Insecta, Diptera, Culicidae.